GUCAAGACAGGGGUGCAAUACUCGAACAGAGUCUUCAUUGGCAACCUUCACACACGGAUGGCGGAAUACGACGUGUGUACGAUCAUGAGACAUUACAAAUUCUACCCAGAGGACAUAAAGGUAAUACGGGACGUUGAUGGGUGCAGUAAGGGAUAUUGUUUCGUGGAUUUUAGAAGCGAAAAUGAAGCUAAGAGACUGCUAGCUCAGGAGAACAUUGAAUCCAAGUUCGGUAGAAAGUUGCUGAUCAUACCUGCCAUUCGCAUACGAAGAAAAGAGGUCCUGGUGGUGAAACAACAGCCAACUGCCAGCCACGCUCUAGAGUGCAGCGCCUCCCCAGAUCUGGCAAGUAGGGGUUACCCGUCCCAAGACCACACUCCUACACCAGUUGUCACUAAAUCAACCUCCACAACCAUGUAUCCCGAACCACCAGAGGGUGGCAGGAUCCAGAGUUUGCUGUCGGAUCGUGGAGUAAAUAAGCUCAGACUUAAUCUCAAUCUGGAGCAAGUUACGGAAGCUAACCAUGCAGCACCCUGCAACAUGUACUCUCCAUCCUACCUCAUCCCCAGUCAACCCUCAACGCCUCUCUACCCUCCAGGUUACCUGUACCACAGCCAACCCUCUACACCCUUCUCAGACUACCAGUACCACAGCUUACCCUCAACCCCCCUCUCCGAGUUUUUCCCUCCCUACUCCCCUAAUUUUGCUCAAGGAGUACAGUCACCUGCAUCCGGAUUUACAGCUCCAUUCUCGUAUGGAAGGAGUGUACCACUGGCAUUCUACCAACCUUUCUACCAGAACUCUUACUUCUCGCCGAAUUUCCGCUCGCAGACAGGAGCCGGUGUCCCUAAUGCCGAGAAGCCACAAUCUGCCGACAGCUCAGUCACUUUGCCUGUACUUAAUCAGCCGGUUCCGGCCAGCCAAGGCCCUUCCUCGCUGGGAAACUAGACAGCAGACAGAUAUCUGUUGCCAGAAAAGGAAUUAUAUUUAGGUUACCUAAUACAGUCAGAUACGUUAAUGGCGGAAUAUAUCGGAGAUGAAGACCGACAACCCUGGGAACUGGAGCCGAUGCCUCGU
Molecule: messenger RNA, 1074 nt
Organism: Bolinopsis microptera
Lineage: Eukaryota; Metazoa; Ctenophora; Tentaculata; Lobata; Bolinopsidae
Exons: 2
Coding region: 58-945 (295 amino acids)
Biological process (GO): positive regulation of translational initiation; 3'-UTR-mediated mRNA stabilization
Cellular component (GO): cytoplasm
Molecular function (GO): translation activator activity; mRNA 3'-UTR binding
Source: RefSeq, a predicted model, not a curated record